This is a messenger RNA of Naegleria lovaniensis, 669 nucleotides long. RefSeq lists its product as uncharacterized. The transcript has 5 exons. The coding region runs from base 1 to 669 and encodes 222 amino acids. Lineage: Eukaryota; Heterolobosea; Eutetramitea; Acrasida; Naegleriidae. Gene Ontology annotation, molecular function: GTPase activity; GTP binding. The record is from RefSeq and is a predicted model, not a curated record.
AUGACCGAACGGGUGUUCAAAGCCAUUGUGAUUGGAGAUACACAGGUUGGAAAAAGCAGCCUCAUGAUGUUAAUAACGUGUGAAAAAAAAGAAACAAAACCAACCAUAGGAGUAGAAAUGAAAAUUAAAAGCUUAGUAAUUCAAGACAAACAUUACAAAAUUACAAUAUUUGAUACAGCUGGCCAUGAGAGAUUUCGAACGGUCACUUCUUCCUAUUAUCGAGGAUCUCACUUGGUGUUUUUAGUGUAUGAUGUGACCAAUAGGAAAACAUUUGAAGACACAAAAGUGUGGUUACUAGAUUUUAAAACAACAUUUUACAAUUCUGAUGGAUGUUCUCCAUACAUUACAUUAAUAGGAAACAAAAUAGAUAUGAAAGACCAGAGAGUAGUAAGCCAAGAUGAAGGAGAAAUGCUUCGAAAAGAAUUGGAAUUGGAUGCAUUCUAUGAAGUGAGUGUGGAAAAAGAGAUUGGUGUGAUGGAAGCAUUUGAAAAUGCAGUGACUUGCUAUGCAUUGAGAGAAGCUCAACAGAGAGAGCUCUCAACAGGACCUUUGAAAGCUACCAUAGCCUUACAUUCCUCUCCAAAAUCCACGAGUCAAACAUCCAUGUCUCAAAUUCAUACAGUCAAUCGUGUACCUUCGAGGUGUAGCCAAUCAUGUAUGAUUGGUUAG